AUGUCUGACUCCGAAAAUACCCCCACAGGCGCCCAGACGCCAAUCAACGACUCUAUCCUCGAAAAGGAAGAGAAGGGUCAGCUUCCCACCUUGCCUAAGAAGGCAGCCAAGGACUACAUCUUCAUUUCCAUCUGUUGUUUCCUUGUUGCUUUCGGUGGUUUCGUCUUUGGUUUCGACACCGGUACCAUUUCCGGUUUCGUCAACAUGGACGAUUUCCUCAGAAGAUUCGGUCAGCGUAAUGACCUGGGUGAAUACUACCUUUCCGAUGUCAGAACCGGUUUGAUGGUUUCCAUUUUCAACAUCGGCUGUGCCAUCGGUGGUAUUCUUUUGUCCAAGAUCGCAGACGUCCGUGGUAGAAGAAUCGGUAUCAUGAGUGCCAUGCUUAUCUACGUUGUCGGUAUCAUCAUCCAGAUUGCUUCCCAGUACGCCUGGUACCAGUACUUCAUUGGCCGUUUGAUUACCGGUCUUGCCGUCGGUAUCGUGUCUGUUGUGUGCCCUCUUUUCAUUGGUGAGUCUGCGCCAAAGCACCUCAGAGGUACUCUUGUUUGCUGUUUCCAGUUGUGUAUCACCUUGGGUAUUUUCCUCGGUUACUGUACCAACUACGGUACCAAGGAGGCCUACACUGACUCCAGAACCUGGAGAAUCCCAUUGGGUCUCUGUUUCGCCUGGGCCAUCAUGUUGGUUGCUGGUAUGUCCUUCAUGCCUGAGUCUCCUAGAUACUUGGUGGAGAAGAACAGAAUCGAUGACGCCAGAAACUCCAUCGCCAGAUCCAACAAGGUCUCUGUGGAGGACCCAGGUGUGUACACCGAGGUCCAGCUUAUCCAGGCUGGUAUCGACCGUGAGAAGCUUGCUGGUACCGCUGGCUGGACUGAGUUGAUCACCGGUAAGCCCAAGAUCUUGUACAGAGUGUUCAUCGGUAUUAUUCUCCAGUCGGUCCAGCAGUUGACCGGUAACAACUACUUCUUCUACUACGGUACCACCAUUUUCAAGGCUGUCGGUAUGGACGACUCUUUCCAGACCUCCAUUGUGUUGGGUGUUGUCAACUUUGCCUCCACUUUCGUCGGUAUCUACGCCAUUGAGAAGAUGGGCAGAAGACUCUGUCUUUUGGUGGGUUCUGCCACCAUGAGUGUGUGUUUCAUCAUCUACUCCGUUCUCGGUUCCGUCAACCUUUACAUCGACGGCUACGAAAACACCGCCAGCAACACCAGAAGACCAACAGGUAACGCCUUGAUUUUCAUCUCCUGUUUGUUCAUUUUCUUCUUUGCCUCGACCUGGGCCGGUGGUGUCUACUGUAUUGUGUCGGAGACCUACCCAUUGAGAAUCAGAUCCAAGGCCAUGUCUGUGGCCACCGCUGCCAACUGGUUGUGGGGUUUCUUGAUCUCCUUCUUCACCCCGUUCAUCACCUCCGCCAUCCACUUCUACUACGGUUUUGUGUUCACGGGCUGUUUGGUGUUUUCCUUCUUCUUUGUGUACUUCUGUGUGCCAGAGACCAAGGGUCUUUCUUUGGAGGAGGUGGACGAGUUGUACGCCUCCGGUGUGGUUCCAUGGAAGACUUCCACGUGGGUGCCUCCUUCGGUCGAGAGCCAGGCCACCACCACCGGAUUCGCUGCUGAGUCCAAGCCUGUUGAUGAGCAGGUCUAA
Candidozyma duobushaemuli is the source of this 1641-nucleotide messenger RNA. RefSeq names its product sugar porter family MFS transporter. Gene Ontology annotation, molecular function: carbohydrate:proton symporter activity. Bases 1 to 1641 code for a protein of 546 amino acids. Gene Ontology annotation, biological process: transmembrane transport; carbohydrate transport. The record is from RefSeq and is a predicted model, not a curated record. The transcript has a single exon. NCBI's taxonomy places the organism in Eukaryota, Fungi, Ascomycota, Pichiomycetes, Serinales, Metschnikowiaceae. Gene Ontology annotation, cellular component: plasma membrane.